AGUAACUACAGAGGGAUAAAAUUGAUGAGCCACAACAUGAAGUUAUGGGAAAGAGUAGUGGAAGCUUGGUUAAGAAGGUGAGGUGAUGAUUAGUGAGCAGCAGUAUGGUUUCAUGCCAAGAAAGAGCACCACAGAUGCAAUGUUUGCUCUGAGGAUGUUGAUAGAGAAGUUUAAAGAAGGCCAGAAGGAGUUGUAUUGAUUCUUUGUGGACCUGGAGAAAGCAUAUGACAGGGUGCCUCGAGAGGAGGUGUGGUAUUGUAUGAGGAAGUCGGGAGUGGCAGAGAAGUACAUAAGAGUUGUACAGGAUAUUUACAAGGGAAGUGUGACAGUGGUGAGGUCUAUGGUAAGAGUGACGGAUGCAUUCAACAUGGAGGUGGGAUUACAUCAGGGAUCAGAUCUGAGCCCUUUCUUAUUUGUAAUGGUGAUGGACAGGUUGACAGAUGAAAUUAGACAGGAGUCCCCAUGUACUAUGAUGUUUGCUGAUGACAUUGUGAUCUGUAGCGAUAGUAGGGAGCAGGUUAAGGAGACCCUGGAGAGGUGGGGAUAUGCUCUAGAGAGGAGAGGAAUGAAGGUCAGUAGGAACAAGACAGAAUACAUGUGUGUAAAUGAGAGGGAGGUCAGUGGAAUGGUGAGUAUGCAGGGAGUAGAGUUGGUGAAGGUGGAUGAGUUUAAAUACUUGGGAUCAACAGUACACAGUAAUGGGGAUUGUGGAAGAGAGGUGAAAAAGAGAGUGCAGGCAGGGUGGAAUGGGUGGAGAAGUGUGUCAGGAGUAAUUUGUGACAGACGGGUAUCAGCAAGAGUGGAAGGGAAGGUCUACAGGACGGUAGUGAGACCAGCUGUGUUAUAUGGGUUGGAGACAGUGGCACUGACCAGAAAGCAGGAGACAGAGCUGGAGGUAGCAGAGUUAAAGAUACUAAGAUUUGCAUUGGGUGUGACAAGGAUGGACAGGAUUAGAAAUCAGUACAUUAGAGGGUCAGCUCAAGUUGGACGGUUGGGAGACAAAGUCAGAGAGGCGAGAUUGUGUUGGUUUGGACAUGUGCAGAGGAGAGAUGCUGGGUAUAUUGGGAGAAGGAUGCUAAGGAUAGAGCUGCCAGGGAAGAGGAAAAGAGGAAGGCCUAAGCAAAGGUUUAUGGAUGUGGUGAGAGAGGACAUGCAGGUGAUGGGUGUAACAGAACAAGAUGCAGAGGACAGAAAGAUAUGGAAGAAGAUGAUCCGCUGUGGCAACCCCCAACGGGAGCAGCCAAAAGAAGAAGACUGAAA
This is a messenger RNA of Erpetoichthys calabaricus (reedfish), 1260 nucleotides long. RefSeq lists its product as uncharacterized. Bases 260 to 1258 code for a protein of 332 amino acids. Lineage: Eukaryota; Metazoa; Chordata; Cladistia; Polypteriformes; Polypteridae. The record is from RefSeq and is a predicted model, not a curated record. The transcript has 2 exons.